This is a messenger RNA of Protopolystoma xenopodis, 297 nucleotides long. The record is from the annotation of a GenBank genome assembly. Lineage: Eukaryota; Metazoa; Platyhelminthes; Monogenea; Polystomatidea; Polystomatidae.
AUGAUAUACAUUUUUGCUGGCAAACUGUACUGGCUGUUAAACGAAAAAGACGGUUCCUUUGGCCGAGUCGCGCCGUCGCCCGAGUACCCUCGUGAGAUCGCCGACACUUGGCAGGGUGUGCCCGCCUCUGUGGACGCCGCUUUCACAGGCCUAAAUGGUGAGUUGGUAUCCUCACUUCGACCGACACAAAGAGCAACAAUGCGCGGCCGACCUGUAGGACGAAUAGGGAAAGCCACAUUCACCCAACUUCCGAUUGAGUGGGCUACAAAAAUAGACGAUUUGGAUUCACUUUAUUAA